Molecule: messenger RNA, 598 nt
Organism: Culicoides brevitarsis
Lineage: Eukaryota; Metazoa; Arthropoda; Insecta; Diptera; Ceratopogonidae
Gene: RpLP1
Product: large ribosomal subunit protein P1
Exons: 2
Coding region: 108-446 (112 amino acids)
Biological process (GO): translational elongation; cytoplasmic translation
Cellular component (GO): ribosome; cytosolic large ribosomal subunit
Molecular function (GO): protein kinase activator activity; structural constituent of ribosome; ribonucleoprotein complex binding
Source: RefSeq, a predicted model, not a curated record
UUCUCUUUCUUUUCCAAUCGCGCUCUUGUCAAGUGUGCUUGUUCGGAAUCCGCUAAGGCAUUUCUUUGCGACUUGCACCGUAAAUAAUACCACAAAACAAGUGAAAAAUGGCUCUAUCUAAAGCUGAAUUAGCCUGUGUUUAUGCAGCACUCGUCCUCGUUGACGAUGAUGUCGCCGUAACUGGUGAAAAACUCCAAACCAUCCUCAAGGCUGCCAACGUCGAUGUUGAACCCUAUUGGCCCGGUUUGUUCGCCAAAGCCUUGGAAGGUUGCAACGUCAAGGAAUUGAUCACGAACAUCGGAUCAGGCGUUGGAGCUGCCGCACCUGCCGCUGCUGCACCCGCUGCCGCUGCCGGAGGAGCUGCUGAAGCCAAGAAAGAAGAGAAGAAGAAGGAAGAAUCCGAGGAAGAAGAAGAUGACGACAUGGGAUUGGGUCUCUUCGGUUAGAUUUCGAAUUUUUUUUUUUCAAAAACAUCAAAAAAGUCACGACAUCCGCUUGGAAUAUUUGUGCAGUUCAAUGCGCAUCUAAUCUAACGUACAAAAAAAGUUUAUUAGAAAUCUAAUAAAAAAAAGUGAUGUCAAAAAAAUCUUAAAACUAA